UGCAGAUAUACCUAAAUCCGAUUUCCUUCUGGUUAGGUCGAAGCUCCGAUCGAAGGCCACAGUAGAGCUCACGGCAGAGGCAAUAAAAGCAUUCCAAUUCGUUGUAGAAGACGACGGUGUCGGCUAGUCAUUUUAGGAUCGGAUCCGUGUUCAAGACAGUUUCAAUAGGUAGUCAUUCUGCUUUGAACUAUACGUUACAUGUCUGAUCUAAAGAAGAACACAAGCCGAAAUCUCCCGUCAUGGAUGAGUUCACAGGAGAAUACGAGUAGUAAAUCACAAGCUAAGAACCCUACUGAUGUUUCUGUAAAUGAGAAUAGAAAUGUAGGUGGAUCUUCCACGACUAGUAGAGAAAAUGAAAAAGCACCCGAAACUAACAAUCCUUCCAAGAAUGAAAAUCGGAGAAGAAAAUCUGAAUCUGAUCAGGGGAUUGCAAGCUUCUCAAGACUUAUGGAAGGAGUUGUAUUUGCUCUAUCAGGUUUUGUUAAUCCAGAACGUGGCAUGUUACGAACCCAGGCUCUGGAAAUGGGAGCUGAAUAUCAACCUGAUUGGAACUCAAAUUGCACUCUCCUAAUUUGUGCUUUUGCAAACACACCCAAGUGUCGACAAGUCAAAGCAGAAUGUGGAACUAUUGUUUCUAAGGAAUGGAUAUCAGAGUGUUAUGCUCAAAAAAAGCUUAUUGACAUUGAAAGUUACCUCAUGCAUGCUGGACAACCAUGGAAAAAGCAAAACAUUUUGGAUGAGCCAAAAGAAGACCAGAAAUCUUCAGCAAAUAGAGAACCCCAGUUGCCAGCAGAUCGUCAAUCACAUCUUAACCAUGCUACUACAUCUAGACCGUCCAAGAGUGGAACUGCUAAUCCUGUUAUCGAUUAUUUCUCUCCUUCAAUGUUGAAGAAGUGGGCUGUUGAUGAUUUGAGUAAAACCAUCACGUGGCUGAGGAGCCAAGAAGAGAAGCCAGAGGAAAGUGAGAUAAAGAAAAUAGCUGCUGAAGGAAUUCUAACAUGUAUACAGGAUGCCAUCAAUUCCCUUGAGAAAAAAGAGGAUAUGCAUCAAGUGAUCGAGCAGUGGAGUUUUCUUCCUCGUGUGGUUGAGGAGCUAGCAAAGCUUGAAAAGGGUGGGAAAGAUGCCCUGUCAUUUCCAAAGGAAGAGCUUCACAAGCAAGCGUUAAUUUGUAAGAAAAUCUACGAGGAAGAGUUUAAGAUUGCAGAAGAUGAUUCAGUUGUAAGAAAGAGAAAGCAGAUAAAAGCAGAUGAAAACAAUACCAACCAGAAGAAGAGAAACAAGGCGAUUAAUGGCGCACAAGGAUAUGACAGCGAUGAUACUAUAGAGAUGACAGAAGAGGAAAUAGAGCAUGGGUAUAAUACUGUAGCUUCUAAGCUUUGUAAAUGAAACUUUUUAUGCGAUCCAACUCUAGUUUUAACUUCAGAUUAGAUAAUCUGGAUGGGGGAUACAACGUUUUGUUAGACUGAUCACACAACUGGUUUUUAUUUUUUGUUUUGGUCAUGUAAAAAAGAUGAUUUAACUGCAUUUUUCUUAACUUAUCUGCCUGUUAAACCAGAAUCUUAAAGCUGUGUCUUUUGUUAUUAGUUAUGGUUCAUAUAUUUGGCACUA
This is a messenger RNA of Impatiens glandulifera, 1608 nucleotides long. Its product is annotated as DNA-repair protein XRCC1. Gene Ontology annotation, biological process: double-strand break repair via nonhomologous end joining; single strand break repair; base-excision repair. The transcript has 7 exons. Gene Ontology annotation, molecular function: damaged DNA binding. The record is from RefSeq and is a predicted model, not a curated record. Lineage: Eukaryota; Viridiplantae; Streptophyta; Magnoliopsida; Ericales; Balsaminaceae. The coding region runs from base 199 to 1386 and encodes 395 amino acids.